AUGAGGUACAAAUUAAAAAAGUUAAAAUCUAAAGAGGUACAAAAUGUCAUUCGUCCAAACAGCUCGAAGAAAACAACCAAGAGUUCAUCGAACAAACUCGAUCGUCUCGUCCAAGACCAGUCGAGGAAUAGGAAGAGCGAGAGAGAGACCAUGGCAAAGUCACUGGGACCAACAGGGGAGUUCUUCAGGAGGAGGGACGAGUGGCGGAAGCACCCGAUGCUCACUAACCAGCUCCGCCACGCCACGCCUGGCCUCGGCAUCGCCGUCGUCGCCUUCGGUAUCUACCUCGUCGGCGAAGCCGCCUACAACAAGAUCUACGCUCCUUCUCACUCUCACCACUCUUCGUCUUCUUCNAUUCUUGUAGAAUUGAUAGUUGUUUGGUGUAUUAUUCAUGGACUUAUGUAG
This is a messenger RNA of Ilex paraguariensis (yerba mate), 405 nucleotides long. NCBI's taxonomy places the organism in Eukaryota, Viridiplantae, Streptophyta, Magnoliopsida, Aquifoliales, Aquifoliaceae. The record is from the annotation of a GenBank genome assembly.